Elephantulus edwardii (Cape elephant shrew) is the source of this 2664-nucleotide messenger RNA. RefSeq names its product exonuclease 3'-5' domain containing 3 (gene EXD3). Lineage: Eukaryota; Metazoa; Chordata; Mammalia; Macroscelidea; Macroscelididae. The coding region runs from base 1 to 2664 and encodes 887 amino acids. The transcript is spliced from 22 exons. Gene Ontology annotation, biological process: nucleobase-containing compound metabolic process. Gene Ontology annotation, molecular function: 3'-5' exonuclease activity; nucleic acid binding. The record is from RefSeq and is a predicted model, not a curated record.
AUGGACCCAGGAAACCUUGCUGAUAACCACGCCACUGGAGACCCCACCUGUGAUCCUAUGUCCAGUGACCCUGCCCCCUGUGACCCCACUGGUGGCCUCAUCUGCAGUGGCCCAGCAUGUAGCCCCACCACAGGUCCGGACCCCGUCCUGUUUCUGCAGGGACUGCAGGCUCAGUGGCCCUCUAAGGACAUGCAGCAGCUCCAGAAGGCAGCCUGGCAGACGUUUGCAGCCCUGGAUGACCCACUUGCAGGACUCCUGGACAUGCUAGAAGCCAGCCCAGCUGACAGGAAGCCAUGUGCCUCAUUACAGGCCUGGGUCGUCUGUGAACUGCAGCACUGGCUGCAUGCACAGCCAGUGAACCCAGGACCCACACAGGGCAGUCCUCACCUGCGGGAGCUGCAGACUCGGGCAGCCGAGGUCCUUACCAGGAGCCCUGCCAGCCUCACUGAGCCGCUCAUCAGCAUCUUCCAGCUGCAGGACGCAGACCGCAGGCUUCUGCUGGACCACAUCAGCCACCUCCAUGACAAGGGCAAGUUCAAAGAGGCUGUCCUGCUGAGUGUGAAACUCAAGCUGCAGCCAGAACUCGACAUUGAAAAGAUGAGCGUCCCGCUGCUGCUCCAGAACAAAAUGAACCUGGUUGAGCGCUAUGUGGAGGACUUUCCGGACCUGCAGAGGCGGCUGCUGGUCCUUAUGGACUCCUGGUGUCAGCCCGGUUUCAACCUCAGAGAUGUUACCAGGAAGUUCCCCCAGAUGACCUCGGUCAGGCAGGACUUGCUGCGUCCGAAGCUGGUGUGCAGACAGGUGCUGCGUCUCCUGGAGAGGUACAACAUGGACUCAGCCUUGUGCCCCAAUGUCAUCAACCAGCAACGCUUGGGAACUCUGCGGUACCUGUGCUACAAACGGUUUGUGGAGAGAACCUUGUCUCAAGAGAACUGGGCUGAUCAUGUGCAGGACCUUGUGGGGCAGAGCGAGUGGUUGCAAAGCCAGCUGCUCCAGCUGCUGACCUCACACUGCAGUGUGGCAGUGACUGCCCAGUGUGCCCAGGACCUAUCACUGCCUGAGGGACUGCUGCCAGCCGCGGUGGCCACUGAGCUGAGCAGACUUCGGGAGAGGGAGCCCCAGCCUGGUGGGAAGCCCACGGAGCCCCGUGGCAAGCACAGGAGCCAUUACUACCAGCCGCCUAUCACCAGGGAAGACAUCUACUUCCUGGCCACGUGGGAGGACGUCACCAGACAUGAGCCUGAGAUCCUGCAGCCGGGUGCCGUAGUCGGCGUGGACUUGGAGUGGAAGCCCCUGUUCCAGGGCGCAGCCCGGCCCAGCCCCUCCCUGGUGCAGUUGGCAUUGGAGGGCCGAGUGUUACUGCUGGACCUGCAUAGCCUCUCACAGCCCCCUGGGGGACAGGGGGAACAGGCCCUGUGGCAGCUCCUGAGCCGGCUCUUCUCAGACCCCUCCAUCACCAAGUUAGGUUAUGGACUGGAAGGGGACUUGCGGAGCCUGGGAGCUGUGUGCCCGGCCCUCGCGGAUGCGGACAAGGCAGUGCGCGGUGUCCUGGACCUCCAGCUAGUGCACCAGCGGAUGCGGGCAGACACAGGUAGCCCCUGCAAGGGCUCAGCAAGAGCACCGCGGGGCCUGAGCCUCCUAGUACAGCAAGUGCUGGGCCAGCCCCUGGACAAGACCCAGCAGCUCUCCAACUGGGAUCUGCGGCCACUGAGAGAGCAGCAGCUGAUCUACGCAGCCACAGAUGCCUACUGCCUGCUGGAGGUGUACAGGGCGCUGUGCCGAGACCCUGCCCGCUUUCGCCUGUCUGAGAACCUGGCCAAGAGCCUGGGGGCCAGGGGCAGCAUGAGAUCAGGGGUCCAGAGGCCUUCUGGCCAGCCAGAGGCCCUGGCCCCACCCCCACAGGUGGGUGUGCCUGCUGCAGUGGACAAGAAAACGGCUCCCAAGGUCCUGGCCAGGGACUUUCGCGUGGUGUGUGACAACAUGCUGCAAGGGCUGGCCCGAGGCCUGCGCUGUCUGGGCGUGGACGUGCGUGUGCUGGGCACAGGUGAUGACCACCGCAGGGCGGCUGAGGUGGCCAGGCAGGAGGGGAGGAUCAUCCUGACUUCAGGGCUGCCCUACCACAAGCUGCGGGCUCAGGUGGGGCCCGGGCGCUGCCUCCAAGUUGACUGCUCCCUCAAGGCCCGCGAGCAGGUGCAAGUUGUGCUCAAGCAUUUCAAUGUGUUUGUCACCCUCUCGGAUGUCUUCAGCCGCUGUCAGGUGUGUAACUGUGACCAAUACCUGAAGGUCUCUCAGGACAUGAUGAGGCACCUCAUGCAGCAGAAUGGCCAUCAUGAAGGUCCCAGUGGCACAGGUGAGAGUUCCACCCAGCACCAGCUGGUGCAGCCCCCAGGUCCAGCACUGCACCCAGCCCCCAGGGACUCUGUCUAUGACCGGCCAUGCCGCUGGCUGGAGGCAUCAGACCUGGAGACCACCACCCCAGCCACUCUGGGCAACGGCACACGACUUCAGCUGGGGUCAGUCCCCAUGGGGGUGCUGCGGCGCCCAGGGCAGUGGCCCUUCUACUGCUGCACCGGCUGCGGCAAAGUCUUCUGGGAGGGCUCCCACCUGAGCCGUGUGACUGCCCAGUUCCAAGAGGUCCUGGGGCUCCCGCCCCUAACACUGUGA